AUGACUGCUUUUACCUCAGAUAUUGCUCAGUGGCUUCGAACAUGGCUGUUAUUCAUCACUUAUGGUAGUCAAAAUUUAGGCUAUUUAUCAGGUGAUAUAGACAAUUCAUUAGAACCACAUACAAUCUCACUAUAUUUUCCAAUGUUUGGUUAUACAAAUUCAGAAGAUUCCUCUGAUUUAACUGAUCACUAUAUUGAAUUAAAGUCAAGUGUUAAAAAUAUUAAUUUUGUAUUAAUUGUAAAUUUAACAGCACUUAAUUUAGAUAUGGUUGAUGAUAGAUUUCAAAUCUUAUGGAAAUAUUCAACAAGAACAGUUCCAGUCAACUUUAAAUUAAAUGAGUAUCGACAACUAAUAUUAGAUUAUCAUUUUCAUAAAUUUACUAAUGAGAAUAAAUUAAAUCAUGAAUUAUAUUUUAAUGUAUUAAACGGUCAAUCUAAAAUAUUAUAUGUAAUAUUUCAUGCAGCGUAUCAUAGUGAAAUAAUUGGAAGGCAUCAGUUUACGGUUAUUGAUUUGAAAACGACGAAUUCCUACAUAACAAUAAUGAUAAAUGUUAAGGAUAAGAACAUAUCAAACAAGCUGAAUGAACAUAAAAUCAUUUGUAAUGGUAAUAUACACUUUUGUUCGCUUAUAUAUAUGGCUGAUACAAAUACAAUAUGUCAACGUGAUGACACAUCUGCAUUGAAUGGAACGAUAGGUCUAUGGGGGAAUAUAUCUUCUCAAAAAAGUGCUAAUCAAUACUUAUUGGUGGCAUUAUCUAGUUUAUUUGCUGUGUCACUUUGUUUUGUCAUUGGUUUAGUUGGAUAUCAUGCUAGAAAACUAGGCAAAAUUAUAUCCCGUAGAACUGCUUUAAGAGCAGCUCAGUUGAGUUUCCCUCAAUGUCAUCAAUUACACUGGCCACGGAAUUUAUCUAUUGAAUUUUAUUUCAGUUUCUACCUGGUUAAUACCGCUGAAAAGAGUGACUCUUAAUUGCACGCCUUUUAAUUUAGAACCAGCUUCCCUAAGUCGAUUAAAUUUUUAAAUUGUUAGUUUACAACUGACGUCCUGACAAAGAAAUUACACAAGAGCUAUAAAGUUUCAACCUGCUAAUUUCAUGACAAAAUAUUCUUAAACAAAAGUAAAUUUUUAAAAUUCAUUUGCAAAUAUAUUUGAUCAUAAGCAAAAUUAUAAAAUUUCGAUAAAAUAAAAUGUUUGUUCAUUG
Molecule: messenger RNA, 1198 nt
Organism: Trichobilharzia regenti
Lineage: Eukaryota; Metazoa; Platyhelminthes; Trematoda; Strigeidida; Schistosomatidae
Source: the annotation of a GenBank genome assembly